Molecule: messenger RNA, 1603 nt
Organism: Truncatella angustata
Lineage: Eukaryota; Fungi; Ascomycota; Sordariomycetes; Amphisphaeriales; Sporocadaceae
Product: magnesium transporter NIPA-domain-containing protein
Exons: 7
Coding region: 196-1386 (396 amino acids)
Biological process (GO): magnesium ion transport
Cellular component (GO): membrane
Molecular function (GO): magnesium ion transmembrane transporter activity
Source: RefSeq, a predicted model, not a curated record
UCCUUUCGGCACUGGAUACGAAGCAGCGCACCGGACGCGACUCGUCUCUCUGGUACAGACAAGCAUUUGCUCGUGUAACUGCGACUGCCCUUCGCCAGGCGCGAGCGGCUUGAACCACAAAGACACCUAAGGGACUGAUUAGAAGCCCUCUUGUCUAACUACAAACAAAGCCGGCACAGGCGCAUACUCACCGAAAUGAUGCUCGAGGAAAAAUACAUCGGACUGGCUUUGGCCAUGUCAUCUAGUUUGGCUAUAGGCACAAGUUUCGUAAUAACGAAAAAGGGUCUACUGCAAGCUGGCGAAAGGCAUGGGUUUGAGGGCGAUGGCUUCGUAUAUCUUCGCAACCCCUUGUGGUGGAUAGGAAUUCUGAGCUUGGUUGCUGGUGAGGUCUGCAACUUUGCCGCCUACGCAUUUGCGCCAGCUAUUCUGGUCACGCCUCUGGGUGCCCUCAGCGUCUUGAUAGGAGCUGUGCUGGGGUCAUAUUUCUUGAAAGAAGAGCUUGGAACACUGGGCAGGUUGGGUUGCGCCAUCUGUCUCAUCGGCGCCAUCGUUAUUGUUCUUCACGCGCCGCCCGACGAGGAGAUCGAAACCAUUGACCAGAUCCUGGAAUAUGCUCUUGCGCCUGGCUACCUUCUCUACUGUUUCGUUGUCGUCGUGUUCGCGACAGUCAUGAUUUACAGGAUUGCACCAAUCCACGGAAAGAAAAACCCCUUGAUCUACCUCUCCAUCUGCUCGACCGUCGGCUCCGUGUCUGUCAUGUCUGUCAAGGCAUUCGGUAUCGCUGUCAAGCUUACCUUUGCGGGCAACAACCAGUUCGUUCACGCCUCCACAUACGUCUUCAUGAUCCUAUGCCUUGUCUGCAUACUCGUUCAGAUGAACUACUUCAACAAAGCUCUGGCCACCUUCUCUACCCAGAUUGUCAACCCCUUGUACUACGUUACCUUCACGACGGCCACCCUAUGCGCCUCGUUCAUCCUCUUCUCGGGCUUCAACACGAACGAUCCCGUCAACACACUAUCCCUUCUCUGCGGGUUCCUCGUCACUUUUACUGGUGUCUAUCUGCUCAACCUCUCACGCGCUGACCCUAAUGGCGACAAGAUGCUUGCGCGCCGCGGCAGGGAUGUGGGAGGCACAGACAUGAUCUCGAGUGUACAAACACGGUUGAGCAUGUCUGCGAGACGGAGCAUGGACCCACGCUACAGUGUUGGGAGUACUAACGACAGAGAAGGCUUGAUGCGUGGAUAUGACGAGGAGGCUGGUUUUGGUCUGACAGACCUGGCAGAUGACAGCGAUGCCGACAACGCGACGACGAAUGGCAAUGGGCAUGCCAAGAAAUCUCGUGGCAACUCGAUCGAGCUGCAGUCCUCAAAAGCUGCUGAGCGGUGAGUACCGAACAAUCAAGCUCGCACACUCUGAGCUCCACCACCAACAAACACAUCAUCAACACACACUGUAAAUUUAUCUUCGACUACCUGUCAUGAAAAGGGAGGCUGGGAACUUUUGAUUGAAGACUACCACACGAUUGAACGAGAAGGGCUUGGCGCGGUUUACAUGACAGGAGUAUAGAGCUGGGAACUUUUAGGGGCAUGGGGAUUGGAAUCAU